Molecule: messenger RNA, 1006 nt
Organism: Linderina pennispora
Lineage: Eukaryota; Fungi; Kickxellomycota; Kickxellomycetes; Kickxellales; Kickxellaceae
Exons: 3
Biological process (GO): medium-chain fatty acid biosynthetic process; medium-chain fatty acid catabolic process
Molecular function (GO): monoacylglycerol lipase activity; acetylesterase activity
Source: RefSeq, a predicted model, not a curated record
AUGUCUGUGCUAUCCACAGUUCGGAGUAAUGCGCGGCAAACGAAAUUGAAAUGGCCCGAUACUGCCAUGGCUUUAAGGCCGUUGCCGUUGCCGUGGUUGCAGUCUACUUUGCCAAACCGAUUCGCCAAAGGUGGGUCAAUUAGGCUGAUUAUGGCUGAAAAUAGCGCAGUCGAAUAUGGAUGUGCCAAAUCCGUUGGCAGCAGGGCAGGCUCGAUGCGGCAGCUGCUCAACACAUAUUGCCCAUCACUAGUGGACAAGCGUCUAGCGCGCAUGGUUCCAACGCCGUUUCUCUACACGUGCAUGAUGCAGUCCUUGUUCAGCAACAUCAAGUACAAUCGCGAGCUCUUUGUGUUGAGCGAUGGCGGCACCGUGUCACUGGACUGGUACCCGGGGCCAGAUUCAUUCGGUGGCAGAUCAACACCGAUUGUUGUCGCCAUGACGGGCAUUGCAGGUGGCUCCAAAGAAUACCAUGUUCGCUGUGUUGCAAAGCGCGUCGCCUGUGACAGAGCCACGCCUUGUCGGUUUGUGUGCAUGAACUUCCGUGGGUGCGCGCGCACCCUGCUCACUAACCGGCGACAGAACGACGCAGUGAAUACCAGCGACUAUCGUGAGGUUGUGAAUUCGAUCUGCGAGCGGUUCCCAGAAGCGCCGGUCUUUGGAGUUGGCUUCUCACUGGGUGCCAGCCUGCUCACAAAGUAUCUUGGCGAGGAGGGCGACACAUGCAAGCUCACUGCCGCCAUCGCCAUCAGCUGCCCGUUCGAUCUGACGGUGGUCAGACGCAUGUUCAACGCAAAAACCAUUCUCAAUACCUACCUGUUCAAGCCACUCAUCCGCCGGGCGCUGCUUCGCCAGUUUGAGAGAAACAAGGACGUCAUUCUGUCAGGCGAUCAAGGAUUCGAUGCAGACACCAUCAGGAACUGCCAGUCCAUGGCCGACGUCGAGCGCAUAUUCAUCCUCAAGGACGCUGGGUUCAAAACCAGCGACGAGUACUAUAAUGCAGCCUGCA